AUGGCCGCGUUUAACACCCUGGAGACCUGCACCAUCUGCAGCAAGCCCAUCAUGGAGCGCAUCCUGCGGGCCACGGGGAAGGCCUACCACCCCCACUGCUUCACCUGCGUGGUGUGCCACCGCAGCCUGGACGGCAUCCCCUUCACCGUGGACGCCUCCAACCACAUCCACUGCAUCGAGGACUUCCACAAGAAGUUUGCUCCGCGCUGCUGUGUGUGCUCCGAGCCCAUAAUGCCGGCGCCCGGCCAGGAGGAAACCGUUCGCAUCGUGGCCCUGGACCGCGACUUCCACGUGCAGUGUUACCGCUGCGAGGACUGUGGCUCUCUGCUCUCGGAGGGGGAUAACCAGGGCUGCUAUCCCCUGGACGGACACGUCCUCUGCAAAAACUGUAACACCAACCGCAUCCAGGCGCUGACCGCCAAGGCCACCACUGACCUCUGA
This is a messenger RNA of Menidia menidia (Atlantic silverside), 441 nucleotides long. The record is from the annotation of a GenBank genome assembly. NCBI's taxonomy places the organism in Eukaryota, Metazoa, Chordata, Actinopteri, Atheriniformes, Atherinopsidae.